CCACGUAGUUGUGCAAACGUUUACAAUCCUAGAUUGUACGGUAACUAUCUUGGUAAUUAACGGCGUAAACGUCAUCUCCGCUAUGAGGAGUACAACCCGGAAGUGACAGUUUACGAGCUGCCCUGUGUUUUCAAACAUUUUUGCCACACACGUACCUAAAGCGUAAACGUAAAGCGUUUUAAUGUAUUUUCACUGCAGAUAUGCCACGGUACUGUGCUGUGAAAGUUUGCAGAAACCGCGGGGGAACUGCUUCUAGAAAAGACAACAAGAGAAUUAGCUUCUAUCCGUUUCCCUUGCAAGAUAAGCCCAGGCUUCAGAAAUGGGUGGACAACAUGAAGCGGGAGGAGUGGACCCCGAGUCGACAUCAGUACCUGUGCAGCGAGCAUUUCACGGAGGACUGCUUCGAUAUUCGAUGGGGCAUCCGCUACCUGAAGAACACAGCCAUCCCGACCGUUUUCCCUUCCGCUGAGGAUGAUGGUGAGAAAAAAUUGACUGCCUUUAAAAGAAGCCCCGAGGCCAAACCCAGGACUUUAGACAUUGACACUGAGCCUGCAGGAUUUGACUCUUCUCUCAGUAAAAGGCCUCUCAUUUUGAGCAGAACAUGCAAAAAGGUCCAGUCAAGUACAACAAACAACAUUGUCGCAGAACACACAGAGAUUAUGUUUGAACCCCCUCUGGUGUCUGACACUGGCGUCCCCUGUCACUCAAAUCUCUCAGAGAUACAGCCUGCUGCUUGUGAGAUACCAGGUGACAGUGGAAUUCCGACAGCUUCCUGCCUCGCGCCCCAUUCUGAAGAGCAGGCUGACUCGACCGUGACCGUGUUGUGCUGUGAGGGCCCUUUCUCCAAUGGAGAGGCAAAUGUGAAUGCAGCUGCCAUCCAAGCGGCACUGGGCCGGACUUUUACCUUUGUCCCUGUGGAAAUGGUGGAGGACGAACCCAUGGGCUUCUUUUUGGAGGAGAGGGGACCCGACGAGGGAGAGCACAUUUCUGUUUACGAGCACUCGUACUGCAGACCGGACACGGACAGAGAUCAGCUUUGGAGUAAGAUCUUGACUUUGCAUGCAAAGAUCUUGGAACUGGAUCGCAGGGAGGAGAGCACUGUGGCCAAAAUCCGAGCUCUGGAGACUGAGAUCGCCCUCCUGAAGAGAGAUGGUGCUGUUUUUAAAGAGAAGCAGAAAGUUUUAGAAGAUUAUAUAUCAUCUGUGUUGCUCUGAUUCUGCAAGUGAUUACAAGCUACAGUAUGAACAUGAAAUGAGAUUGUGGAUGUGCAUUUAUUUUAAUUGUUACCACUGAGGUACUGAUAUGUUGCACAUGCUCCCAUACAUAAAGCACAACAGCACUAAUUGUGACUUAUAAAACUUUGUAGGUGCUCUCAUAUUUCCAUAUCACAAUUGUAUAUCUGUUUUUGUCCACAUGGUGGCACUGUAUGACCAUCUUUACAGGAAGUGUUUCAAAGCUAAACUGAGGCAUUGCUUUUCAGCGGCUCUUUGCUAUGAGUUACUGAUACACAUUUACAUCCAAAUCAGUAUUUCAUGAUUCAUGAUCUCAGAUGUGCUCAGUACCGUCUGGUCUGUGUUUGACAAUUGCCUUUGUUACAGUUUCUUGGUCCAUCGUAACAUACCAUCAUUUCAUGGUGUUAUGUGAUGUUUCGUUGGUGUCAUGAGUUCAUUCAUUUGGUUUUCAUAAUUCUUCUUCUUUCUGCUUUAUUUACAUUUGAAUAGCACUUAAGGUACUUUUUAUGAUUCAUGGUGACUAAGAAGGGUUCAGAAAUGCAGCAGGGCACUUUGACAUGACAAGCUUUGCAUUGACACAUGCUGCCUUGUCCUUCAAACUGCACUUUUACUUUUCAUUUACGCGUUCGGCCCUCUUACCACCAGACCACCCUGCUGUACUUUUGUAUUUUAUUUUUUAAAUACCUUGAUAUACAACUGGCAAAAUGAUUUCCUUUUAAGCUCUGGUAUUUAUUUGACUGGAACAGCAACUUCUUGCUGAGUUAAUGCACAUCAGAUCAAUUCUUUUGACUAUGUUCAAACAACAGCAUUCACACAUGUAAUGACACGGACUUCAGUGUCUUGGAAUCACUAGCAAUUAUGUCCAUGUGAUCAGAGGCUCAUUUUAUUUCUGCGCUGUGCAUGAUUGCCAGUAGCACCCUGUGCAAUCUCCUGUAAGUCCAUAAUAUUCUGCUUUACAGAAAAAUCAGCGAUGGAUUUACCUUGAAGGAGAAUAAAGUGUACUGUAAAUGUGUUUCCCAUCGCAUGUGCUGCUCGGGGCGCUGUGUUUGUGUUGGUGAUUGUUUUAAACCCCAAAAUGACAUGAACAUAUACCAGCAGGAGGAUUUAUCUCCCACUUUUACACCCUUGGGCCCUGGAUUAGUCAACAUAAUAUUUUGGCCAAAUGAGUUACCUAAUCCUAUUUGAAGCAGUUUGCCAGAAUGAACUGCGCCAUAGGCUGUCUCUGCACUGUAGCAGGCCUGGUCACAGAAUCUGUGACAGUGUGGAGUGGAUUGUGACCAUGUUAAUAAAACAUUGUAUUUUUGACCCAA
This is a messenger RNA of Siniperca chuatsi (mandarin fish), 2542 nucleotides long. RefSeq names its product THAP domain-containing protein 5-like. NCBI's taxonomy places the organism in Eukaryota, Metazoa, Chordata, Actinopteri, Centrarchiformes, Sinipercidae. The record is from RefSeq and is a predicted model, not a curated record. Bases 201 to 1214 code for a protein of 337 amino acids. Gene Ontology annotation, cellular component: nucleus. The transcript is spliced from 3 exons.